GAAAACAUGCAGCUCUUCUCGCUGGGUGCUCCCACAGUCUUCGAGCAGAGGGACCUGAUACUGGUAUUUUUUAUCUUCCUCACAAUAUUCAGCCAAGAGCACUUAAAGUGCAUACUGCAUACUUGUUAAAUGAGAUAUCCUCUGAGAGCCAAGCAAAGAACAUUAAGGAAGAAAGGAGGAAUGAUGCUGGAAACAGUGCAGUGAAAAAAGACAUUCAAGGAGCAGGGUACCCACUACCCAGAGACUGGACUGUGUCAUCAGAAUGAGAACUUACCGGUACUUCUUGCUACUCUUUUGGGUUGGUCAGCCCUACCCAACUUUCUCAACCCCGUUAUCCAAGAGGACUAGUGGUUUCCCGGCAAAGAAACGGGCCCUGGAGCUCUCUGGAAACAGCAAAAAUGAGCUGAACCGUUCGAAAAGGAGCUGGAUGUGGAAUCAGUUCUUUCUCCUGGAGGAAUAUACGGGAUCCGAUUAUCAGUAUGUGGGCAAGUUACAUUCAGACCAGGAUAGAGGAGAUGGAUCACUUAAAUAUAUCCUUUCAGGAGAUGGAGCAGGAGAUCUCUUCAUUAUCAAUGAAAACACAGGGGAUAUACAGGCCACCAAGAGGCUGGACAGGGAAGAAAAACCUGUUUACAUCCUUCGAGCUCAAGCUAUAAACAGAAGGACAGGGAGACCCGUGGAGCCUGAAUCCGAAUUCAUCAUCAAGAUCCAUGACAUCAAUGACAAUGAACCAAUAUUUACCAAGGAUGUUUACACAGCCACUGUUCCCGAAAUGUCUGAUGUUGGCACAUUUGUUGUCCAAGUCACUGCAACUGAUGCUGAUGAUCCAACUUAUGGGAACAGUGCUAAAGUUGUGUAUAGUAUCCUACAGGGGCAGCCCUAUUUUUCAGUUGAAUCAGAAACAGGCAUCAUCAAGACAGCUUUGCUCAACAUGGAUCGAGAAAACAGGGAGCAGUACCAAGUGGUGAUUCAAGCCAAGGAUAUGGGUGGCCAGAUGGGGGGAUUAUCGGGGACCACCACAGUGAACAUCACUCUGACUGACGUCAACGACAACCCUCCCCGGUUUCCCCAGAGUACAUACCAGUUUAAGACCCCCGAGUCUUCUCCACCGGGUACACCAAUUGGCAGGAUCAAAGCCAGCGACGCUGACAUGGGAGAAAAUGCUGAAAUUGAGUACAGCAUUACAGAGGGAGAGGGGCUGGACAUGUUUGAUGUCGUCACCGACCAGGAAACCCAGGAAGGGGUUAUUACUGUCAAAAAGCUCUUAGACUUUGAAAAGAAGAAAGUGUACACCCUCAAAGUGGAAGCCUCCAAUCCUCAUGUUGAACCCCGCUUUCUCUACCUGGGUCCGUUCAAAGAUGUGGCUACAGUCAGAAUUAUGGUGGAAGAUGUGGAUGAGCCUCCCGUCUUCAGCAAACUGGCCUACAUCCUACAAAUAAGAGAAGAUGCUCAGAUAAACACAACAAUAGGCUCAGUCACAGCCCAAGAUCCAGAUGCUGCCAGGAAUCCUGUCAAGUAUUCUGUUGAUCGACACACAGAUAUGGACAGAAUAUUCAACAUUGAUUCUGGAAAUGGUUCAAUUUUUACGUCGAAACUUCUUGACCGAGAAACAUUGCUGUGGCACAACAUUACAGUGAUAGCAACAGAGAUCAAUAAUCCGAAGCAAAGCAGCCGAGUCCCUCUAUAUAUAAAAGUUCUAGAUGUCAAUGACAAUGCCCCAGAAUUUGCUGAAUUCUAUGAAACCUUCGUCUGUGAGAAAGCAAAAGCAGAUCAGUUGAUUCAGACCCUACGAGCCAUUGACAAAGACGACCCUUACAGCGGGCACCAGUUCUCAUUCUCUUUGGCCCCUGAAGCAGCCAGUGGCUCAAACUUUACCAUUCAAGACAACAAAGAUAACACAGCAGGAAUCUUAACUCGGAAAAAUGGCUAUAACAGACACGAGAUGAGCACCUAUCUCCUGCCUGUGGUCAUUUCAGACAACGACUACCCAGUCCAAAGCAGCACUGGGACAGUGACUGUCCGGGUCUGUGCAUGUGACCACCAUGGGAACAUGCAGUCCUGCCACGCGGAGGCCCUCAUCCACCCCACGGGACUGAGCACGGGGGCUCUGGUUGCCAUCCUUCUGUGCAUCGUGACCCUACUAGUGACGGUGGUGCUGUUUGCAGCUCUGAGGCGGCAGCGCAAGAAAGAACCGCUGAUCAUGUCCAAGGAGGACAUCAGGGACAACAUCGUGAGCUACAACGACGAGGGCGGCGGGGAGGAGGACACCCAGGCCUUCGACAUCGGCACCCUGCGCAACCCCGCGGCGCUGGAGGACAGCCAGCUGCGCAGGGACGUGGCGCCCGAGGCGCUGCUCCCGGCCCGGCGCGCGCCCGCGGCCCCCGCCAGCACGGACGUGCGGGACUUCCUCCGCCAGCGGCUGCAGGAGCACGACCGGGACCCCGCGGCGCCGCCCUACGACUCGCUGGCCACCUACGCCUACGAGGGCGCGGGCUCGGCGGCCGCCUCGCUCAGCUCGCUGGAGUCCGCCACCACGGACAGCGACCAGAGCUACGACUACCUGCGCGAGUGGGGCCCGCGGUUCCGCAAGCUGGCGGACCUGUACGGGGCCGCGGACGGCGACCGGGACUCCUAGUGCGCGGCCCCUGCGCCCCGCAGGACGCCCCAGGUGGCCCGCGGCGGCCCCGCUGCUCGGCCCUGGCCCUGGCCCUGGCCCUGGCCCUGGCCCUGGCCCUGGCCCUGGCCCUGCGGGGCCCGCGCGGCUGCCGGCCCCGGCGUCAGCGGCCGCGGCCCGUGCGCGCCCCACGUUAGACAACCUUUUUCUAGCACACUUUUAUGAGCUUCCCAGAGGCAUAGGUUUACUUUUCUAGCGCACCCGCCUGACCACGCCCGUCGGCCCGACCGGCCCGACCGGCCCGACCGGCCCGUGCUGGAGGAGGAGAGACAACCAGGAGUCGGACCCUUCCUUCCCGGGCUCUCCUAGGGCGAGUUUGGAACACGCUCGCCGUCCCCGGCCUGGGCCCCUGCACGCUCCGCGGGCCCAGGCCAGCAGGCUGCUCUGACUGCACACUCCGCGUGCCAGCGCCAUGAGGCAAGGGGCCUGCUCCGACGGUCAAGGUACAGUUUCGGACAGAGAAGCGAGCGGGGAGCACCGGCCAGGUUGGCCCUGCCCUGGUGCACCAGCUCACAAGGAGAUGAAUGCCCCGAAUGUGGCUGUGUACUGGGGCUGUGUUGCAAAGGAUUUACGAUGGCAUUUGCCCGUCCUGUUUUGUUCUUCAGGAACUUUAUCUGGCACCGACGACUAUUGCAAACAUCCAGUCCACCGACGUUUUAGGACUCUUGGUCCUCUUUAGGACUGCAAGCAAAUUAAAUGGCGACGUUCAAAAACAGCAAGCAAACAAAAUGUAGUAGUACCUCAUUCCUUGCCACUAACUCAUACUUUGUUAUAUACGACACCUGCAAAAGUUUGCCCUUGCACCAUAUAAAGAGAAAGGGAAAACAGCUAAUGAUGUUAACGAAGGAAAUAUUUGGCGUAUUUUAAAGUUCGGGCCACCAAAAGUACCACAGAUCACUCAAAAUUAUUUCAACCAUCAGUAGGCUAAUUACAAAUAAGUCUAAUUGUUAAAAAUUCUUGAAGGAACUCUUCUGAGACAAAUUUUAACUCCUCGUCUGUAGUUGUUGUCAGUAUUACUCUAAUAUACUUGAAAGUAGCAGCGUGACGUACAAUAAUCCAUAUUCUUCAGAUACUUCGUACACAAUUAAGUUGCAUUAGUAAAGAUAGAUUAAAUAAAACUCAAAUCCCGCCCUCAGAGUUUAAUGGGGAAAUGAGAGCCGGCCACACUUGAACUUGAUAUCCUGUCCUCCACAUCUGGGAACAUCUAUAUAUUUAUAUGACAUGAUCUAGAUAUAUUGUUGAGAUCAUAGUGCAAAACUACAUAUUACAUGUUUGGAAGACGCUUACAUAGGGACAAAUUUGAUUCUCUCCAGUAAGAGUGUUUAAGAUUGUAUUAAAAUGAUAGUUGACUUUCAAAAGCAUUAAUAUUUUCUCAUUGUUUUUAACUUUGUUGCUAUGGCCACCCUGCCAUCCUUGUCUUUCAACUAAUGAUAAAGUAGUGGUCUCAUACUGCAACGGAAAAGUAAUGUACAGUCCAUCCAAUCUAUUAUUUCUCUAAGUAUGCAAUUAGCAUCAUAGUUAUUAUCCAGAGGACCCAACUGAACUGAACUAAUCCUUUUGGCAGGUUCAAGUCAUUUAUUUCAUAUGGCUGUUCUAAUGAUUUGUAUCAUUAGAAUCCUACAUUGUUCAAUCAUCAGAAAUUUCCAAAGUACUGUAAUGAAAACAUAGUUGUCUUGAAAACUUUAAAAAAAAAAAACCCAAACCCAGGCUCUGUGUGUAUAUAUAUACACACACACACACACACACACACACACACACAAUUAUGUACUUAAGAAUAUGCUGACUUCAAUUAUUAGUCUUAGGGAUUUAUUUUCAAUUAAUGUUAAUUUCCUACAGAUAAUCUUAAUGUCAUUUCCAUUUGGAGAUCCUGUCAUAUGAGCACAUACCUUCUAUUUGGAAACACACUUGUAUUAAGUUUUAAAUAGGUGUGUUACCCAGGAAGUAAAGACGGCACUUUCAAAAUAAGAGAAAUGUAGUCUUUUGGGUCACUCAAUUAGAGUGAAAAGGUUUUACGACCAUAUUCUUCCCUGCGUUUACCGAAUGGUUUCCUCUUUUAUAACAGACUUCCCUGUAUACAUACUAACAAGUAUUUCAUGUUUUCAGGGUUUACUUUUGCUAGUUCUUCCUACACAUGCAGGAAUGCAAACAAAAUACUACAGGAGGGUUUCACUAUAAUGAAUAUCUUAGUCACAGUUAAGUGUUGCAAAAAAGAUAGCUUAGGGAAGUUAAUUAGUAAGAGCUAGUUAUUUAUAGCAAUAGAAAACCACCUUAAUCACACGACUUACUGUAAAACUAAAGAGCUCUCUGUCCUUAUGUUUCAUGUCAUGUAAUAAAUUGAAUCAAGAAAGAUAGUACUGUAAAAAGAGAGGUAUCAUCAGAAGUCUUCCUUUUGAACUUUUGGGUUAAUUGGAAUGUCUGAGGGUCGACACUAGCAACUUCCACUGUUUAAGGGUAAGGUUUAUUCUUUCCCCGUAAGUGAAAGUAAGCAGUUCUGUAAUGGAAUUCAAGAUAUAAUUGGCAGGGUAUAUUAUCCCAUCUUGAAGAUGGUACAGUGGACCAAGAACAAGUUAAUAUGACUAAAUAUUUGAAAUAACUGCCUAAUCUCUUGCCACAAAACCUGAUGAUGAAGUGAAUCUCUAAGAAAUUGGACAAUUUAAGACUAGUACAAGGUCCUAUAAGUAUUUUUCCUAUAAUUAAAACUCUCUGAUAUCCUGGAGAUCAUGAGAGCCAUACUUCCAUCAUUCUGUGUGGGUCUCACUUCCUUCUCACCAAGAUAUUGAGUCAAAGACCCCAGUCAACAUGAAUGAUUACUGGAGCGAAAAAAAAAAUAGUUUUUGGCUCAGUUUUCACAAAGUCCCCGUCCUGAUAUCAGAUGUUAGUGACAAGAAGGAUGGAGGGAAAAUGGGAAGAGGUAAAAUUUAAUAUCUGCUUUGGUAAAUAAGAAACUAAAAUUCAUUAAUUAUAAGCAGAUCACUUUAGUGGAUUGCUUCAAGGACUCUGAGGCCCUUCUGAAAUUUUUUCCCUUUCAUUCAAAGGGGAGAGUUUCUUCAAGAUGCUCCCUAAAACAAGCUGCGAUUUUUUAAAUGUUAAGCUAUCGUGCAUAAGUUUACAACCUCUUCACUUCAUAGCCACUUUCUGCUGAAAGACCUAAACAUUUGUCCCCAAAUAAAAAAAUGAAAUCAAAUGGAAGAAAAGAUGGUUCCAUGGAACCAUCUGACAGGAGCUCUGAGCACAGUAAAUAAAUGUUUUUGUUUUUUUUUUUUUUACAGAGCUUUCUUAGCUUUAAGUUUAGUUGCAUACAGGGAGUUUCAGAUACAAAUUGACUCCAUUUUCAAAUGUAACAAAACCUGGCAAUUCAAUUUUAACUCAUUAAAAAAAAAUGUUGGCUUAGUGUUCAUUUUUAGCUUCAAAAAAGUUGUACAAAAAUUCUUUAAAAGUUGAAUCUCUAUCUUGGAAGCAUCCAAAUUAUACGAAACCAAAUUAACUUCAGAAAAUUUCCAUUACUUUCAUUUCUAAGUACAUAAAUAUUAGAUGUCCUGAUUUACCGAGCAAUACCUUCCAUCAAACACUUUGCCUUGAAACGGGCAUUUCAUUGCAGAUGAUCAUGUAUAAACUAAGAAUUAAGAAUUCCUCAAUUCUACAUACUUGAGGGCCAUAAAAGUAUGCAGUUGAAAGGGAAAAACAGAGUUGAUUCGUGGACACAAACUAUUUAAAUCACCCAAAUUCAUCUUCCCCAGGAACCAAACCACCAAAUCAAUGAUCUUACCCUAGUCACUAGUUUUGAAGCAAUAUAAUUACUUUGGAAGAACACUCUAGAAAGUCAUGAUGCCCCACUAUUUUGAAAGAUAUCCUAUUAAAAAGGAUCAUUUUAGUGUAAUUUUAUUUUUUAUGAUUUCAUCUAGAUGAAAUCUUUUUUGAAUUGUGACAGGGGAUUAAACAGCCAAGCAUUUACAUUUAACACUAAAACCCAGCCUCCUUUAUCAGAUUAUAAAAGUGGAAAGAGUAAGACUUAGUGUACAGACCUUCAGGAAGACGAACUAUUUUCCAAAGUCCAACAAGCAGCUUUCUUUUCCAGAGAAUACAGAAUUACAGUAUGGUCACCUUAAAAGUUCAGUGACUAUUACGUUUGCAGCAUUUUUCAUCUCCCUUUGGCAUCUUUAUGGAAUAGUUUUCUAAAGGGGCAAUUCUCUACCAAAAAUCAUCAGACCCUGAUCAUAUUCAAUGUGCAAAAGAAAACCCUCUUAGAAAGGAAAGACAUUGACUCACACACUUGUUAAAAGUCAAUAAAGAAAUAGCUCAUUUUUAAAGCCAGAAGUUUAUGGUCUCUGCAUCGUCAAUUUAAUUUAAGCAUUGCUGAGACGAUCUUUAAUCUACUCCCCAUUUUGUAAUACCUUAUUUAUGAUGCAUUUUCGUUUUUUAAUUUGGGGGGAACGUUAGUCCGACAGAAGCCAGCAGAUGAAAGUGCCAAAAGGAGGUCAAAUGGAAACAAAGCCUAUUACCCACUGUAUUUCAGACAGGACCGAGGCACUUAGCCUGAGAGCCACUGGGUUAUUAGAUUAAUUUCAAAAGAGCUUUUACAAGUUGCUUAAUUCCAUUUUUUUUUUUAAACCCAUGGACCACAAACUCAAAUUUCUCUUCAAAUGGGGUUAAUUUGACAAAUGAGGCAUGGACCCAGCGUUGUGGAAAAAGCAUUCCACUAUAAUGAGAUCUUGGUCUUUCUUGCGAGACUAUGUUAUUUAUGUAAAUAUGUCUAGAGGCACCUUCUAUAAGCUUUUAGUUUUCUAUGAUCUAUUAGUUUAGUGUUUAUUAAGGAAUCAGAUGUAUAGAAUUGCUAGGCAUUCAGGGGGAAUGCUGUGUAGCAAACAAACCGAUCUGCUCUCGGAAAAAAAAAAAACAAAAACAUAGGAACACUUCAAAACCACCAUAUUGUUUUGUUUGUGAUUAUUUUCAUUGCUUUGAAAGUAAACUGCAUAAGAAUAGGCCUUAUAAUAAAUGCUACGUGCGUCUUCAGUAGUACCAAGCUAAGGCAAUUUGGCAUUCUCCUACUGUAAUUUGUGAUUUUAAAUCCAGAAAAUAAAAGCUUUUUGGUAUUGAUUGUUUUUAAUUAAAAAUACUCCCAAGUAUAAAUUGAAGCUGAUGCCACCCUUGAAGAUUUACUGGCUGGAAUGCUCAGUCACACAGUUUUUCUCAGUAUCGCCUAUAUCUGGCGAUGAGAACACCUGAGAGAAACCACCACUGCUCAGCUUUCAUCAACAUUUCUAGUUGGGGAGAUUUUCAUAACUUCACAGUUUACAUGAGAAAGCUUCCUGUAUUAGAAGGAGAGGUAAGAUGAUUACCUUCAAGCGCAGUGUGGCCGGGCCUUUUGUGUAGUCAAAUGGCAAAUACACGCUCCUUGAAAUGGCUUCUUUUAUUUUCCUUUGUUUUCUUAGACUAUAAAUUUGAAAAGAAUGCAAUUUAAAAAGUGAUUUCUCACAAAGAGUAAAUAUGCCUUUUGCAAAUCAAUUUUUGUAACAAGUUAUUUAU
Nyctereutes procyonoides (raccoon dog) is the source of this 8197-nucleotide messenger RNA. RefSeq names its product cadherin 6 (gene CDH6). Gene Ontology annotation, molecular function: cadherin binding; calcium ion binding. Gene Ontology annotation, cellular component: adherens junction; catenin complex; plasma membrane. The coding region runs from base 263 to 2635 and encodes 790 amino acids. Lineage: Eukaryota; Metazoa; Chordata; Mammalia; Carnivora; Canidae. The transcript has 12 exons. The record is from RefSeq and is a predicted model, not a curated record. Gene Ontology annotation, biological process: cell-cell junction assembly; cell morphogenesis; homophilic cell-cell adhesion.